Messenger RNA from Sphaerodactylus townsendi, 2904 nucleotides. RefSeq names its product protein phosphatase 3 regulatory subunit B, alpha (gene PPP3R1). The record is from RefSeq and is a predicted model, not a curated record. Bases 252 to 764 code for a protein of 170 amino acids. Gene Ontology annotation, molecular function: calcium ion binding; calcium-dependent protein serine/threonine phosphatase regulator activity. The transcript has 6 exons. NCBI's taxonomy places the organism in Eukaryota, Metazoa, Chordata, Lepidosauria, Squamata, Sphaerodactylidae.
GAGCUCCGCCCCCUUUCGCAUUCGCCGCCGAACCUUCGCCCGUUCGGCUCUUCCCGCCGCCGCCUCCCCCCCCCCUCUUUUUUUUUCGCGAGGCGGCGCCCCAACCGUCACCGGCCAACCGUCGCUCGGCCCUUCAGCCUCGCCCGGUCCGCGGCUGCAGGAGGGAAGGCAGGCAGGCAGGCAGGCGCGGGAGAAGCGAGAGAGGGAGCCCGGCCGGCGGUGGAUUCAGCUCUCGACGCCCACCCGCCACCAUGGGAAAUGAAGCAAGCUACCCCCUGGAAAUGUGCUCGCACUUUGAUGCGGACGAGAUUAAACGGUUGGGAAAGAGGUUUAAAAAGCUUGAUCUAGAUAAUUCCGGUUCUCUGAGUGUGGAAGAAUUCAUGUCUCUGCCUGAACUCCAACAGAAUCCGCUGGUACAACGAGUAAUAGACAUAUUUGAUACAGAUGGAAACGGAGAAGUGGACUUCAAAGAAUUUAUAGAAGGAGUCUCCCAAUUCAGUGUCAAAGGUGACAAGGAACAGAAGUUGAGGUUUGCUUUCCGCAUCUACGAUAUGGACAAAGAUGGCUACAUUUCCAACGGAGAGCUGUUCCAAGUUUUGAAGAUGAUGGUGGGGAACAACCUGAAAGAUACUCAGUUGCAGCAGAUUGUAGACAAAACCAUAAUCAAUGCAGAUAAAGACGGUGACGGGAGAAUAUCCUUUGAGGAAUUCUGCGCUGUGGUGGGAGGUUUAGAUAUCCACAAAAAGAUGGUGGUCGACGUGUGACUCUUUAGGACACCACCCAACACUUUUGCUUUCUUCUCCAUCUCUGAAGAUCUGCUCAAGACGUCCAGCAACGCUCUCUUGUGUAUUUAAAUGGAAGUAUUUUUUCUCUGUGAAGCCACAUUUUCCAACAUGAGCCUCAUGAAGCCAACUAAGUGUUAUUGAACUUUUAUUCUCUCAAUAACUCCGUGUAGCACUUUAAAACCUGAAGGACAGCAAGAUGGAAAGAGCAUAUCAGUGUGGUGGAGAAAGGGAAGGGGGGGGUUGGCUUUUUAAUUUAUUUUUUUCUCAUCUUUUAUAACAAGGAAAUAUCUAUCUAUCUAUAUAUAUGUGUGUGUUUAUAUAUAGAUAUAUAUGUAGCUUUCUAUAUGUAGUCGCUAGGUGGGCUUUAAUUUAAUAUACUUGAUUCAGAAACAAAACUAGAGUACAAAGUGCCAAGCAGAAUGUUAACAGUUCAAUAUAUGGAUAUACAUCUUUACUUUUAUGUCACACAAUUUUAUAUAUAUAUAGUAGAAGAAUGUAAAGUUUUAAAAUGGUUGUUAGGUCAACUCUUUCCUUUCUCCUGUGACUUAUUUCAGAUGUCUAUAUAUUGACUGGCUGAGAAAGCAUUGCUUCCGAUUAAUUUACCUUAAUUCUUUUUUUUUUUUGUAAGGCAGGAAUCGUAACGUUUGUUUAUAUACCUGUUGAUAUAUUACCAGGGACUGCAUCUUUGCUUGAUCGCUUUCAGUGUAAUUCUACUUAAUAGUAUGAGAACCUGUAAUUUAAUGUUAAUGCCAAGACCUAGUCCUUGUGUGCAAAUAGGAUUUACAGAAUGCCGAUAGCCAUUUCAUCUUUUCUCUGGGCGCGCAGUUGGGCGAAGGGGGCCCUCUGCGGUCCAUAAAGCGUUUGCAUGCACUUCUCAGCGUUCAGCAUAAUUCAGAAUUUAGGCUCAACCAGGUGAUGCGGUAGGAUUCCCAGCGCACAGUGGAGCUAUUUUUUUUAAAAAAGCAAAACAGAAACCUCUUUUGCCAUUAAUUUAUGUCCCGACGGUUAUAAUUUCCCUUGUGCAUUUCAUGUAGUACCACAGGCUGCAUCAAUAAACUGGUAAUAUUUUAUUAUAUGUGUAUAUAUGAUUAUAAUGGAUAUUACGGGGGAAAUGUUAACCUAUGCCACAGGGAAGGAGGAAAGCGUCACAUAAUCGAAACUGAUACCUCUUGUUCUUCUGCGGGUCUUCACUCGGAGACCUGCUUUUUCUAGAUUUUUCCAUAUCAUGACUCACAAAGGGUAACAACUUGAUGUGUGAUAUAAAAGUAGCGAACUAUGUUCUAUACAAUUUUAUAUCAUCCCUUUCCUUUUCUGCAAUUGGUACUAUUGGCUGGAAGACCGACUUAACAGUAGACAUUUUUAGGACUAGCGCAGCCUUUUCCUCUAUAGCAGGGUUUGUUUCUUUUCCAUUUCUAUUUACGACAACAACAAAACGGUUGUUCAUCAGCAAGGGGGAGGGCAGGUGGUACAAACGUCCAGUCAGGGGCCGGCCGGCCUGCCAUCGCUGUUCCUUCACAACUUGAGUGCUGCACAUCGUGGGCUCCCGUCUGUGAGAGAAACCCGGGUGUUUGGUGUCCUUGCAUGACAUGAAGUUUUGCAUGUAGAUUGAUUUGAAAAAAAUGUUCCUCUUGUUUACAUGAUUUGCAUAAUUUAAAAGACGAGAUGAUGUUGCCAAACUUUUGGUGAAAUGUUUAAAAACCGAGAAUCUCCACAACAUGUUAACUUCCUUCCUCUGGAUCAGGACAUGGCUUUAUGAUCCCAGCCAGUGGGUUGUUCCGUGUCCCAGUGUCAACUGCCAUAUGCGCACUCUGCUUCAAGGAGGAACUAGUCUUUUUGUGAAUUAUUAUAUUUUUUUUGUACAUAAGUAUUUGUUACAAAACAAUUUUAGCAAAUGCUUUCCGUUUCUUAAUUGCUUGUGCAUAUCCUGGCUGGCGUUCUAGAAUAUAGUGCUAACAUUACUUUCUUAUUGGGGGGGGGGGGGGGCCUUUUUUUUUAGUUUGUGUGUGGAAAAUGGGUUAUGUUGAAUGUUUAGGUUUUUCCCUUCUGCAUGCUAUAUCAUACAUUGUUGGAACUAUAAGAACCUUCAUACCGUAUGAAUAAAAAAAAUAUUUGAACUUUA